CUCUUCUCCCUUUCUGAGGACUCUCUCACUUACUGCUAAUCUACCAUGACUACCAGAUACCGCGUUGAAUAUGCCCUCAAGACUCACAGGCGAGAUCAAUUGAUCGAAUGGAUCAAGGGUCUUCUCGCAGUUCCCUUUGUUCUGCACUCGCAGCCAACAGCCGUCUUCGAGGAGAAUGCCCAAAGUGUCCACCAGCAAGCUAGCGUCGCCCAGCGUCGGUACGCUGAGAUCAUGCGUGAUGUGGAAGACAUAAUCAAUGAUCACAUUGAACACCAGAAGCUGGGGAAGCCAGAUCGAUCGAAGCUCAAGCUCUUGGUACCAACGGUCGCCAACUUCUUCACGCCUUUGGCACUCCACGAUGCGUUCAUAUGGCAGGAUCAACGUCGCUCGAUUAGCUACAGGCGCUUUGUGCCACCCUCAUUCAACGACGUACGCCUGGUCCUGAACACAGCCCAGGUCAUGAGCCUUGUUCGCAGUGGCCCUAUUGAACUCGUCACCUUUGACGGAGAUGUCACCUUGUAUGACGACGGAAUGAACCUGCUACCGGAGAACCCAAUCAUCCCCAAGAUUUUGCAGCUCAUGCGAAGAGGGUCUAAGAUUGGUAUUGUUACAGCAGCAGGCUACACAGAAGCCAACCGAUACUACGGACGUCUUUUCGGACUACUCCACGCGAUCCAGGAGUCUGACUUACCAUUGGAGUCGAAGCAAGGCUUCAUGAUUAUGGGUGGCGAAAGCAGCUUUUGCUUCAAGUUCGAUGAGAACAGCCCUGACCUGUUGAGAUUUGUUCCACGGGAGGAGUGGGUACUCAAAGAGAUGCUGUUGUGGUCCGACGCCGACGUCGCAGAGCUCCUGGAUAUUGCGGAGGCAUCACUGAGAGACACGGUGAAGAACAUGCGGAUGAACGCCGAGAUUGUCAGGAAAGAAAGAGCAGUGGGCAUCAUACCAAAGAACGGCGACCGAUUCUGUCGAGAGACUCUGGAGGAGACGGUGUUGAUCGUGCAGAAAGUGCUGGACAUCUCUGAGGUCGGACAGCGACUGCCAUUUUGCGCCUUCAACGGCGGCAACGACGUAUUUGUGGAUAUUGGAGACAAGAGCUGGGGUGUAUUGGCCUGCCAAAGGAUCUUUGGAUCAAUUGAAGGAGGCAAGACGCUGCACGUUGGAGACCAAUUCUUGAGUGCGGGUGCGAAUGACUUCAAGGCGAGACUGGCAUGCACGACGGCGUGGAUUGCGAACCCAACGGAGACGUGUCAGCUGCUGGACGAGAUUGCAGAGCUGGACGAAACACACCAACGCAAGACACGAUAACACCACUCGCAAUGGUCCAUGUGAGAGGACGAGGCACUGUGUAACAUGGCAUGUGUUUGACAGACUCAGCAUUGUAUCCUAUUUAUACGCAUGAGAUAUCCACAAAAUCUAGAUUAAUUUGAC
Macroventuria anomochaeta is the source of this 1428-nucleotide messenger RNA. Its product is annotated as IMP-specific 5'-nucleotidase-like protein 1. Gene Ontology annotation, molecular function: magnesium ion binding. The record is from RefSeq and is a predicted model, not a curated record. Gene Ontology annotation, biological process: nicotinic acid riboside biosynthetic process; inosine salvage; nicotinamide riboside biosynthetic process. Bases 46 to 1305 code for a protein of 419 amino acids. The transcript is spliced from 8 exons. Lineage: Eukaryota; Fungi; Ascomycota; Dothideomycetes; Pleosporales; Didymellaceae.